Molecule: messenger RNA, 2330 nt
Organism: Amphiprion ocellaris (clown anemonefish)
Lineage: Eukaryota; Metazoa; Chordata; Actinopteri; Pomacentridae
Gene: mgat1a
Product: alpha-1,3-mannosyl-glycoprotein 2-beta-N-acetylglucosaminyltransferase a
Exons: 3
Coding region: 473-1804 (443 amino acids)
Biological process (GO): protein N-linked glycosylation
Cellular component (GO): Golgi apparatus
Molecular function (GO): alpha-1,3-mannosylglycoprotein 2-beta-N-acetylglucosaminyltransferase activity
Source: RefSeq, a predicted model, not a curated record
AAGCUGUCGUGUUACUUCUCCUUCUCCUCCUCCUCCUCCUGAAGCCAAACCGGAGAAGAACGGCAGAAAACUCCACGGCGUUAAAUUGAUUUAACCUCCGGGAAAACUCGCCGGAGAGGAGCUCCACGGCGGCUCCGGAUCUCCAAACGCCUCCAGCCGUCGGUUGACUCGUGGCGAGUGUCAGAGAAGACAUGGGAGGAAGAAGUGGUGUCCGGAUGAAAGACGAUUUUAAAAGUUGAAGGUCUGCAAAGUUGGCUCAGGAUGAGUCCUGCCCUUCAUCAUAUGUCCACCGACACUCUGCUGUGUCUUUACAACUUUCUGCAGCGACACUCAGUCAGACCUCCAAUCAUGUGCUUGUGAUGAUACAGGACACCCUCUGCCCUUCCCGCGUCCCAUUCCUGUUGUCUGAAACUGUGACACGUCUUUCCUCCUGAACCUCUCCUCCCCCUCCUGAACCUUCCCUAUCUUUGCCAUGCUCCGUAAAAGAGGCUCUCUCAUUUUUUGUGGCACUUUCCUGUUUGUCACCUGGAACGCCAUCCUGGUGCUCCUGUUGUGGGGCAGGCCGCAGCCGGGUCAGCCGGGGGAGGCAGGCCAGGAGCAGGGAGCACCGCUGGAAAUCCCUUCCGACGACGUGGUGGGAGAUGUGCUCCGGAUGGCGGACACCUUCGAAGCAGAGCUGGAGAGGCAAAAAGAAAUCCUCCUGCAGAUCCAGAAUCAUCAAUCGCUGUGGGAGCCGUCGAACGGAAACAAGGUGAAGGCGGUCGCCCCCGAGCAGCCCAUCAUUCCCAUCCUGGUCAUUGCCUGCAACAGGGUCACCGUGAGGCGCUGCGUGGACAAACUCCUGCAGCACCGACCUUCAGCAGAGCACUUCCCCAUCAUAGUGAGCCAGGACUGUGGGCACGCAGAGACGGCUGAGGUGAUCCGCUCCUAUGGAGAUAAAGUCACUCAUCUGAAACAGCCGGAUUUAUCAGACAUUGCGGUGCGGCCAGAGCACAAGAAGUUUAAGGGUUACUACAAGAUCUCCAGACACUACCGCUGGGCUCUCAACCAAGUGUUCAGAACGCUCUCUCAUUCCUCUGUCGUGAUUGUAGAGGAUGACCUGGAGGUGGCACCAGACUUCUUUGAAUAUUUCCGAGCCUUGCUGCCACUCCUGAAAUCUGACCCCAGCCUGUGGUGUGUGUCGGCCUGGAACGACAAUGGCAGGGAUGGCUACGUGGAUCCUGGCAAGGCUGACCUGCUUUACCGGACCGACUUCUUUCCAGGCCUCGGGUGGAUGCUGGUCAGGGAGGUGUGGGAUGAGCUGGAGCCCAAGUGGCCCGCUUCCUUCUGGGAUGACUGGAUGCGCCAGCCGGAGCAGCGCCGCGACCGUGCCUGUAUCCGCCCGGAGGUCUCACGGACUUUGACUUUUGGCCGGCAGGGCGUGAGCCUGGGCCAGUUUUUCGACAAGUACCUGCGCUACAUUAAACUGAACACCGAGUUUGUGCCUUUCACCAAGUUAGACCUGAGUUACUUGAAGGAGGAGACGUACAAACAGAAUUUUGAGAAGGAAGUUUACAGUGCUCCCGUGGUGACAUAUGAAGCUGUGAAGCAGGGCCAGCUCACAGGACCUGGACCUUUCCGCCUUCAAUACUCAAGUAAGGACAGUUUCAAAAUGAUGGCCAAAAACCUGGGUGUCAUGGAUGACUUGAAGUCUGGAGUCCCGAGGGCAGGUUACAGAGGAGUCGUCAGCUUCAUCUCUAGAGGACGGAGGAUCUACUUAGCCCCGCCUCCAGGAUGGAGCAAGUAUGACCCCACCUGGAGCUGAGAAUCCAGAUGGAUAUUCCAGACCAAAGACGAAAAUGACUGACGAUGCAGAAUGGGCUGUCCCUCUCUGAUGUAGCUGUUCUUGCCAAUGAUACUCAGGUCUUUUUCAUUAAUCCAAAAUGUUUCUUACAGUGUAGGAUGCAGCCUAAACCAUUUGUUAGACAAAUCUGCUGUAAUUCACCAGAGAUCUAUUUUUUAUAUGAUGCUAAUUGUGCACAUGAAAUUCAUUAAUGCAUUCAAUGCAACUGCCUAGUUUGCCACUUUAAAUUAUUUGCAGUUCCUGGUAAUCUGUGUGACCUGUUUACGUCUGGUACAAAUGAGAAAACAUAAUCUGUGGUCUUCUAGUAUUGGUGAGUGGUCAUAACUGCAGCAUAUUCUGUCAUUUGAUUCUAUGAAAAUCACUUCUGCAUUUUAUGUCAGAUAAUUUAGUUUGAUUCUGCACUGUAGUACUCUUUGCAGGUUUGUUACCUUGCAAACUGCUACACUUGUGUAUUUGUAUAUUUUUGGAAUAAAAAAAAUAAUCCACA